Messenger RNA from Hirundo rustica (Barn swallow), 831 nucleotides. It is a transcript of the gene HOXB13, whose product is annotated as homeobox B13. Gene Ontology annotation, biological process: regulation of transcription by RNA polymerase II. The record is from RefSeq and is a predicted model, not a curated record. Gene Ontology annotation, molecular function: RNA polymerase II cis-regulatory region sequence-specific DNA binding; DNA-binding transcription factor activity, RNA polymerase II-specific. Lineage: Eukaryota; Metazoa; Chordata; Aves; Passeriformes; Hirundinidae. Bases 1 to 831 code for a protein of 276 amino acids. The transcript has 2 exons.
AUGCAGCCCCCGGGCCUCGAGGGGCUCCUGGCUCCGGGCGGCUUCGCAGGCGUCCAAGCCAAGGGGCUGCUGCCUCCUCCUCCUCCGGCCGCCCCGACCCUCCCCGGGUCUUCGCCUCCCCCCGGGAUGAACCCCGGGUACCCCCCGGAGGCUCCCCCGGAGCCGCCCAAGGCCCCGCCGGGCGCCGCAGCCUCUGCCCCGCUGCCCUACGGUUACUUCGGCAGCGGGUACUACUCGUGCCGCGUGUCCCGCAGCUCGCUCAAGGCCGGCCCGGCGCAGGGACCUUUCCCCGCAGAGAAAUACCUGGAGUCCGCCGGGGGAAGCGAGGAUUUCCAGAGCCGUCCCGCGGAGUUCGCUUUCUACCCCGGUUACGGCGCGCCCUACCAGCCCGUGGCCGGCUACCUGGACGUGUCGGUGGUGCCCGCGCUGGGCGAGCCGCGGCACGAGGCUCUGCUGCCCGUGGAUGGGGGCUACCACCAGCCCUGGGCGCUGGGAGGGGGCUGGAGCGGGCAGAUGUGCUGCCCCAAGGAGCAGGGCCAGCCCGGCUUCCUCCUGAAAUCCGCCUUCGCAGAGCCGGCAGGGCCGUGUCCCCAGGAGGGCUGCGCCUUCCGGCGGGGCCGCAAGAAGCGAGUGCCCUACAGCAAGGGGCAGCUGAAGGAGCUGGAGAAGGAGUACGCCAGCAGCAAAUUCAUCACCCGAGACAAGAGGAGGAAGAUCUCGGCCGCCACCAACCUGAGCGAGCGGCAGAUCACCAUCUGGUUCCAGAACCGCCGCGUCAAGGAGAAGAAAGUGGUGGCCAAAAUCAAAAACAGCGCCGGCGGCACGCCCUGA